AUGAACCCCUUUUUUCUAUUUACUUUCGAAAUUAGACAAGAGAUAGUUUCUAAAUAUGUGAAUAGCAUUGCUUAUGUAAUAAUACAUUAUUUUAUCAUCCUUGUGAACCAUUAUCAUAAGUAAUCAAAGCAGAAUUUUUAUUAUUUAGUUAUAUGAUUAUAGCGUAGACUAGAGAAUCAAACAAUUCUAAUCUCUCGGCAUUACUCAAUUAAUUAGAUGUUAGCAGUAUCGUUUAUGGUAAUUAAUAACUUACACUUAUUGCAUCAAUAAUCGAAUUCGCUUUGUCAUUGCUUAUCACCCUGCUUGGAAUUAUGCUACUUUUAUAAAAAAACAACAAUCAGGCUCAACAAAUAUAGUUUAAGAGUCUCGGAAAUGUACUCAUUUAGUUUAUAUAGAUUUUUAUAAGAUCCGUAAGAAUAUUGUACUGGAUUCUGUGUUAUCCCUUCCUCUUAGUGUCGAUCUAUAACACAUUGCUUGACAAUUCCAUGAGCCAAUAUUUUUCCAUAUUCACUAUCCUCUUUGUUGUGUUUUUUAUCUUUUUUCACGACUUUGCAUUGCUUAACGACAAUUUUAUUAAACAAGACUUUUUGAACGUCGCCCAAUCUCGGCCAUAUGUGUUUAGCAGUUGGAUUAAAUUAGUGUAAUGCUCAUACUCAAGUUAUUAUUAUGUAAACCAAAAUUCCCAUGUACAAAAAAUAAAUAAUAAUUUUAGAUGGUUUAUUUACUUGUUAGUUUUGGAUUGUCGUUUAUAAAUUACAUUUAACUACAGUAUUUUAUGGUAAUUUUUGGAAAAUAUGAUAUAGAUUACAUCUUUCAUUUAGUUAAUGUGAUUUAUUUUGGGCAAAGCUUUGGAUUGAUGAUCUAAUAUUUCAUUAACAUCGAAGAUCCUUACACUCUAAUAACUAUAUUGAUAAUAAUUGCUUGUGUUGUCGUUCAUGUUGGUUUUAGAAAGUGGCAAUUUGAGUAUCAAUUCACUAAUUCCAAAGAUGUUUCAACCAGAGUUAUGCUCUUAAAUUGGUUCAGAGAACUCGAAUGCUCAGAUGUAUAUUACAUGGGAAUGAUCACUAAACAUUAUAAUCACCCAAAUAAUAGGAAAUGUUUCCUAAGACACAGUGCCAUCUAUUACAGUGGUAAGAAAUUUGCCAAAUACACCUACAUAACAACCAAGAAACACAACAUCGAAAAAUACAAAGGAUUGUUUGUGAAGUUCCUGAUCAAAUGUUUAGUUGAAACACAAUUAAAAGUAUAACCCAAUUCUGAUGAAAUACGGUUGCUCUACUCAGAAAUCUUAUUCUAUAAAUUUAAUCUAAUAAAUCAAUCCUUCAAACACUUAUCCAAAAUCAAAAACAACAUCAAUUUCAACUAAAAAACGAGAAUUAGAUAAUUAAAACUAUCAAUUCACAAUAAACUGAAGGAGAACAACCAAUUAAGUUAUCGCUCAAAACUCCCUUUUGAAAACGUGUUGAAAUGUGAAGAACAAAUGAAAGAGUUUUUCUAAGCCUUUCUAAAAAUAGCUGAGUUGUAAGUGUAUUUUUGGAAGAAUUAACUCCAACAAUUCAUUUCCAUUCCUGAUUAACUUAAAAUAUGUUAAUCGAUACUGAAAGAGAUAUAAAUUUGUCAGAAACAUUGGAAAAACAUUCAUUUCACCAAUCCAAUUGAUGAAUAACAAAUGUUGAUAAGAUUCAGAUGGAAAUUCUUCUAUCUCUACUUCAAACUAUAUGUUCUCCAUAAGAAAUUGAAAGUAUAAGAAAUCAAAGAACUACCUGAUCAAAAUCUUAAAUCCUAAUAAAUCUUUUAAGAUGAAAAAGUAGAUGAAAGAUCCUCAAGUGAAGAUGAAGCUUAAACCAAAAGCUAUUAUCAAACUAAUAGUAUCAUUUCAUCUAAUAACCUAUUUUUUCGAGUUGAUAAAUUUGGAGAAAUUAUAGCAGCUAGCCAAUCAACACUUAAAAUUUUAGGUCGAUCUUAAAAUGAAUACAGAGGAAUUAGAGUUGAAACACUAAUGCCAGAUAUAAUAAAAGAGAAUCAUAAUGAUUUUUUAAAGUAAUUCUAUAAGACUGGACAAUCUGAAAAUCUAUUUAAAAGAAGAUCCAUUUUGGUCAAGCAUAGCAAAGGACAUUGUCUUAAAGCACAAAAAUAUUUGAAAUAUAUAUAUAACUUGGAGUAAGAUAGAUUUGAGUAUUUGAGUAUGAUGAGGUAAGUGUCUAGUCGCUCUUAAUAUAUAAUUUUGAAUUCUAGGUGGGAAAUUGAUUCCUCAAGUGAAUACCUUUAUUAAAUAUUUGGGGAUUACAAACUCCCUUUUCUAUCAUUAUGUCCAAAAGCCAUUUCAUACACUGAAUAUGCUUAAUUUCUUACCAAUUUUGAUAUGAAAAUUUUGAGUCUGAAAAUAUGUUCUUAUGGUAGUAGAGAGAGAAUCUAGGAUAAGAAAUUUACAUUCAGAAGAUAAAAUGAUUAAACAUUUAGUAAUAAAUCAAUCAAUGAAUUAACAAGUCUGGUUUUUAAAAGAGAGUUGGAAGAGAAGUAAAAGUAGAAUGUGAUUUAAUUGUUUUAAUAAAUUCUGGAGGAGGACAAUGACAUAGAGAAAACUGCAAAAUUAACCAGAUUAAAUCAUAUUAAAUUAAAUAUUAGAGUACCUAUGUACAAAGCUGAAUUUCAAGAAGAUUACAAUAGGUAUAAUGCUUAGAUGUAGACCAUUUAUUAUGAUGGGGAAAGCAGGAAAAAGUUGAUUUUCAGAAAUGAUAAUGGUAAUUUGAGAGUAGAUAAAUUUGAAUUCCUUUAAAGAUAUAAAUGGGUUAGAUAAUAGAGGAUGAAGUUUAUCUAUUAAAAAAUUAGUAAGCAUUUAAAAUAAAUUAGAAAAUCUAUUUGAACAUUUUUGUUCAGAAAAAGUACUUGAAAAAGUGUUAAAAGUUGAUGCUAAUCUCAAGUUCUAUAAGACAUUAAAUAAGAUAUCCUUUUAUAUUUUAAAGAUAAAUCGUUUAGAACUUUAUGAUGAGAACACAAAUCACAAUGAAAAACAAGAGAAUGAAUUUAUCAAUACCAAUUCAUUUAGACCGUAUACGUCAGCUUUGGCUAAAGAAGUUGUAAUAGCAUCUCAAUCCUAGUCAUAUAACUUAAAAAGCUAAAGUGGGAAUAUGUAUUCAGGUACACUAUAUACUUAUAUAUUUUAGAUAUGGAAUUGAUUACGAACAGAGAAUACUCUUAAAAGCCAUUUCUAAUUGAUUACACAUUAAGAGAUGAUUUUUUAGUUUAAGGAUCCAACUCUAUAUAUAGUUUAAAUGAAUAGAAAAAUCCUUUUAUUAAGGAAGAGAUCAAUAAACUAUCAAAGUAGAAUUAAAAAUUGACCUUGCUAGUUGUUUUAAACAGAUUUUCAUUUUUUUUGUAACUGGUGUUUAUUUCCUUUACUUACUUUUUUUGCUCAUUCUACUACAACCCUAUUACUUUACACAAUUCAGUGAUUUUAUUCGGUCAUCUUUAUAAAAUAUAGUUGUUAACUGUGUCAUCAUAUAAUUAUAUCAUUGAUGUAGCUCUAAUGAAUGAACAAAAAUUGUCUAGUUUAUUAAUUACAAAUCCUACGACAAAAUUUAAUACUACAAGGCAGUUUUAUGAUUUUGUCAGUUUGGAGAUUGGAGACUAUUACACUUAUGUUUCCUCCAUCUAUGCUAAUUAAGACUUUGUCUCUAUGGUUUAUUCUGGAUUUUAUGGCGAUGAUGAGAAUGUUAGUGGACUGGAUAUUUUGGAUUAGUUUAAAGUUAACUUAUUAUAAUUUAAUCACUCUGAAAAGUCUUCAAUAACAUAAAAUAAUACUAUACUAUCCCAUUUUAGAGAUUACAUGGUACCUUAUGGGUAAGAACUGAUGUAAGACUCUGUUGCUUCAAGGAUCAAUGAUGCUAUUCUAUAUUAAUCCAUGUCUAUUGAUAAUCUAAUUCUCUUUAUGAUACUUCAAUUAACCUUAAUGCUAAUCAAUUCAAUUUUUUCUUUGCUGAUUAAAUUUAAGUUUCGCAACGACAUAAAUACUAUAUUCAUUAUUGUUACUAAUUUGCCCAAAGAUGACAAAAUUAAAGCUAUGAGACAAUAUCAAAUAUUAUUUGCAUAAUUAAAUUCCCUUUUUGAAGAAGAAUGUAAUUUUACAUUUAUUAUAUCAUUUAGAAUAUGGAUACAAAAAGUAAUCUUUGCAUAUUUUAAAUGGUGAUACAGUUAUGUAAAUAUAAUAAUUAGUCAUAGAUAGCAAGAUUUUGAAAUAAAUGAAAUUGAAAAAGCCAAUUAAAAACGUGAUAAAGCCAAAAUUCACAAGCCACCAAAAUAUUCAAUCCAUGUAUUAAUACAGUUUUAUUGUUUUCUAGACUGUUUUUGCUCUUAUGUGUUAUUUAACAAUUAUAAUAGUUCUAUUUAUACUUGUGUAUUAUUUCAUUUUGAGUAAUCAAACACAAACAAAGUAAUUCUUUUAGGAUAACAAUUUCUUAGUUGAAACAAAUUACUUUUGGCUAAUAACCUUACUUAAGGAAGUAAAUUUAUAAUCAAGUAUUAGAAAUUCAUUUAUGAAAAUUAUUUAAACUCCUCUUACUACCCCAAUAUCACAAACUUUAGAUUCCAAGAAUUUCUUAAUGAUAUUUCGCUAUUAUCACCUAACUUAUACUAAACAUCCAUAGAUGAGAUUUAACAUGUUUUUGAAGACACAUUGUGCGAUUAAUCGUUCGGUAAUAUUUAUAAGUAUACCAAUUAGAUGAAACUGGAACCUAUAUUUAUUAUAAUUAGUUUUGUGACGAGAUUUUGGAUGGGGCAUUAAAAAGAGGAUUGAAACAAUUUAAUAUAUUAUUAACAUAGGUAGUAAUAAAGGCCUUAAAUCCAAAUGAUUAAAGAUAUGAAAAUUUCACCAUAGAAGAUCUUGCCCAAUAUUAGAUUUCAUUUCAGAUCAUUUAUGAAAUAUAUUAGAAUAUUUUUCAAAUUUGGGCUUCAGAUGCUGAGAAGAUAUUAAAGAGUUCAUCAGAUUUAAGUCUAAUUUGCUAGUAAGAUAUCUCAUUAUUUAAGUAUCGUCUAACUUCUUGUGAUCUUCAUUUUAUACUUUUGUUUAUUGGAAUAUUUUCUAUUUACUAAGCUACAACAAGACUUUAAUUUUAGCAAAAAAUAUUACAGAUAUUUCAUGUUAAACGAAACUAUGAAUUAGGUGAAAACUAUGAGAGUAGAUUUAGUAAGAUCUGGGCUAUUAUCCAAAUGA
Molecule: messenger RNA, 5209 nt
Organism: Paramecium octaurelia
Lineage: Eukaryota; Ciliophora; Oligohymenophorea; Peniculida; Parameciidae
Source: the annotation of a GenBank genome assembly